Molecule: messenger RNA, 4241 nt
Organism: Chelmon rostratus (copperband butterflyfish)
Lineage: Eukaryota; Metazoa; Chordata; Actinopteri; Chaetodontiformes; Chaetodontidae
Gene: dis3l
Product: DIS3 like exosome 3'-5' exoribonuclease
Exons: 18
Coding region: 96-3242 (1048 amino acids)
Biological process (GO): rRNA catabolic process
Cellular component (GO): cytoplasmic exosome (RNase complex)
Molecular function (GO): 3'-5'-RNA exonuclease activity; RNA binding
Source: RefSeq, a predicted model, not a curated record
CGUACAUGUUUACAAGUGUCGUUUCCCGCGGUACAAUAAAACAGCUGGAUAAAUAGAACAGAAGGCUUCACAUGGCGCUUUCCUGAGUCCUAAAGAUGAUUAAGACCGAGAAGAUUCUGCAUUUGAAGAGCUGCCGGGGCCGGAAGGUCCGUGUGGUCCGGGAACAUUAUCUGAGAGAGCAGGUUCCCUGCUACAGCUCUCUGUGUCAGGCGGACUGCGUGAACGAUGGCAAGCUGCUGCCAGGAGAUCUGACCCACUAUGUGGUGCCUGAUGUCGGAGUGGUGGUCGACUAUCUGGAGAUCUUGGAGUUCAGAGAGCUGCAGGGCAUCGUCUUCACCCAGACCGCCUGCCAGGCUGUGCAGCACAGCAAAGGACGCAGGCAGUACAACCGUCUGCGAAACCUGCUCAAAGACCCUCGACAUGACUGUGUGCUGUUUGCCAAUGAGUUUCAAGAGUAUUCCUACUGUCCGCGAGAGAAGGGGGAGAGCCAGGAGAAGUGGCAGACCAGGUGUGUGUAUUCUGCAGCAGUAUGGUACCACAACCACCUGGCAGGUAUGAUGGAUGUCGUGAUGAUCACAGAGGACCAGGACGCCGUAGCUCAGUACAGCAGCCUCAACUCUGGAGUGUACGUCAUCUCCGUCCAGGAUUUUUUGCAGAACUUCUGGCCGGAGCUGCAGGCAGCUCACGAUCUGUACGGCUCCAUUUCCCAGGCGCUGCAAGAGAAAGAGAGCGAGGGCUCACAGAGAGAGUUCGCCGAGCAUCUGCCCGCUGAGGUCCUGGAGGCCGGAAUCAAGUCUGGACGUUACAUUAAGGGAACUCUGAAUAUCAACAAGCACCACAAUGAAGCUUUCAUCAGGACGGAGGGUUUGUCCAACAAGAACACAGAUCUGAGCUGGGGCGUGCUGGUGUCCGGCAAUAAGAAUCGAAACAGAGCCGUGCACGGCGACGCGGUCGUGGUGGAGCUGUUGCCGAAGAGCGAGUGGAGAGGGAAGGUCACGGCUCUGGCCGAGGGCCAGGGGGAGGAGAAGGGCGGAGAGGAAAACGAGAGCAAACCUAUGCCGACAGGCCGUGUUGUGGGGAUCCUGCAGAGGAAUUGGAGGGACUAUGUGGUCACUUUCCCCCCCAGAGACGGGACUCAAGCCCAGAGCAGGAACUCCCAGCGCAUCCUGGCCGUGCCCUGGGACCGUCGCAUCCCCAAGAUCCGCAUCAGUACUCAGCAGGCCGAUGCUCUGCAGGACCACAGAGUGGUGGUGCGCAUCGAUUCUUGGGAAAGCACGUCGCUCUAUCCUAACGGCCACAGCGUGCGGGUGCUGGGUCGGGCUGGAGAGCUGGAGACGGAGGUCCAGACCAUCCUCAUAGAGAACUGCAUCCACGUGUCCCCCUUCUCAGAUGCACAGCUGAGAGAGAUGCCGGUCAACUCCCCCGAGAAGCCUUGGCGGAUGGAUCCCGCCCAGGUGGCGGAGCGGCGGGACCUCAGGGAGACUCACCUGGUGUUCAGCAUCGACCCGCGAGGCUGCGAGGACGUGGACGACGCGCUGUCGUUGCGCGGCCUCGCCGGCGGGGCGCUGCUGGAGCUCGGGGUCCACAUCGCCGACGUCACCCACUUUGUCACAGAGGGCUCGCUCACUGACUUGGAAGCACGUUCGAGGGCUACGACCUACUACCUGGCGGACCGCAGGUACGACAUGUUACCUGCUGUUCUCAGCGCAGACCUCUGCUCCCUGCUGGGAGGAGUCGACAGGUAUGCCAUGAGCGUGCUGUGGGAGCUCGAUGCGCACUCCCUCGCCGUCAACAAGGUGUGGUACGGUCGCACACUCAUCCGCUCCUCCUACCAGCUCCACUAUGAGCUGGCCCAGGCGCUCCUCAACGGAGAGCGGGCCGAGGUGCCCGAGCUGGCCCGGCUCGGGUCCGAGGAGAAGGACGCGAAGCUGGCUCAGCUCACCCGGGCUCUGGAGAUGCUGACACAUGUGGCCAGACACCUCCGGGCACAGAGGGACAGAGGAGGGGCGCUGGAGCUGGAAGGGGUGGAGGUGCGUGCCCAGCUGGACGAGGAGAGGAACAUCACGGCUCUGGUCCCCCGGCAGCCUCUGGAGGUCCACGAGACUGUGGCCGAGUGCAUGAUUUAUGCCAACUACUGGGUGGCGCGCAAGAUCCAGGAGACCUUCCCUCAUCAGGCCCUGCUGAGGCGUCACCCGCCACCCCGGCAGGAGUUCUUCAGCCAGCUGGUGGACGUCGCCUCGGCGAGGGGAUUCACCGUGGAUACCAGGACCAACAAGGCUCUGGCGGAGUCUCUGGAUCAGGCUGUGGACCCUCAGGACCCGCUGGUGAACAGGCUGCUGAGAAUGAUGGCCACCACAGCCAUGUCACAGGCGCUGUACUUCUCCACUGGUCUGGAGUCCCAAGACCAGUACUACCAUUACGGUCUGGCUCUGGAUCGUUACACACACUUUACCUCACCCAUCCGUCGCUAUGCCGACAUCGUGGUCCACCGCCUUCUCACCGCAGCCAUCGACAUGGACAGGGGGGCGGGCCCCGGUAGAGCGUUAGCCAAUAACAAAGAACUGGAAGAAAUGGCUCAACAUAUAAACAACAAGAACAGGGCAGCCCAGCAGGCCCAGAAGUUGUCCACACUUCUGUUCCAGUGUCUCUACUUCAAAGAGCGAGACCCGCAGACGGACCAGCGCUGCGUGGCAGACGCCGUCGUCUACUCCAUCCGAAACAACGGCAUGUUGGUGUUUGUCCCAGAGUACGGCGUGAAAGGGCCGGUGUACCUGAAGAAUCGCGAGGGCCAGGUGGUGUCUGCAGGCCAGGACGGCAGCUGUGAGUGGCAGAGCGGCGCUAUACGACAAUAUUCAGACCACAUCACCACCACCUCCAGCUGCGGCACCUCCACCUUCAGACUGUUCGACCACAUCACUGUGCGUCUCUCCGUCCACUCGACACCUUGCCACGCAGACAGUCUAAACCUCGAGGUCAUCAGCAACAAGCCCCACCGCAGCGCAGAGCCCCAGCAGGCCCACUCCCAGGGCCGCAGCCAGCUGGUCCAGGAGGUGGUGCGCCUGGCCGAGGAGGCGUACCAGCAGGCCCAGGAGAAGGCGGCCCGGAGGCCCAAACUCUCCAAGGAGGAGAGAGAGUUCAGCCAGAGUAAAACUCCCAAUCUGUACUCUCUCCUGGAGGAGGUCAGAGAGCUGGCUCUCAUGGACCUGGACGGGGCUGCACGGGUCUGUGCGACGACCGCGUAGAGCAGCUGCGACGUGGAAUCAGCUGUUCGUGAAGCGAAAAGCCUGAUUUGUGUUUUUAAAUAUCAUCGACGAGUGCAGCAAACAUGCAGGAAGAAAUAAGCUGAAUCUGCAUCAGAGCAGCAACCAGAAGCUGCUUCACAACAAAUCAGCAGUGUUCGUUUCAUCAGCUGUUUUUCAAUCAGGACAUUCAUAGUUAUUUAUUAUCUGAUAACCUAAAGGAAAAAGGUGUACAUGAGAUGCUUGAAACUGAAUGAGAGGAGAAAUAUUUUCCUCCUGUUGGUCCAAAGAGAAGCAAACACACUCUGGUCCGUGCAAACAGAGAAGAACUGUAGGUGAAACUGAUAAUUAAUUAUUGUUCAUGUUAUGAGUCAGUGUUUGGUGAAGACGUUACAGACCGACACAUAAAAGGACAUUUUAACUAAAUAAGUAGCUGCUGAUACAAAUAAGCAGAAUAGAAAUAAUGAUAAACUGAUUUAUGUACAUUCAAACCUAUUGAUAACACAGUACUUCACUGUGUAUCAGUGUACAGCAAGUAGAGCCUCAUACCAGCAUCAAUACUUCAGUUAGAUAAUCCAACAAUAAUAAAUCAUUUAUUAUUAUUAUUACAAAUAUAUCAAACAUGGUCUCAAUUCUAUACUAAUAAUAGAAAGUAUACAGUAUGAAUGUAAUAUAAAAUUAUUUCACUUCACCAAAAGUUCAUCAAACUCUGACUUUCUGAAAACUGCUGCCAAUUUCAAACAGAUUUAUGAAUUUAGAAACAAAGCAGAUGUUUCUCCAGUUGACCGAUUAGUGUCCGACCAAACACUCCAACCCGACUGUAAUUUUCUCAUUUUUCUUCCACAUCAAUUGAGUCGGUGCUUCAAUAAUGACUGACUUGUAAUUAGCGUUGACACUAAUUGACUCGUACAUUAGCUGAAGUGUUUUCACAGAAUCUAUUUUUGUAACAUGGUUGAUAAUUUGACUUUGUGGUUUGUAAUUAAAACGUUUCUGGAUGAAUCA